This is a messenger RNA of Patella vulgata (common limpet), 4410 nucleotides long. Its product is annotated as origin recognition complex subunit 5. Gene Ontology annotation, biological process: DNA replication; DNA replication initiation. Gene Ontology annotation, molecular function: DNA replication origin binding. Gene Ontology annotation, cellular component: nucleus; nuclear origin of replication recognition complex. Lineage: Eukaryota; Metazoa; Mollusca; Gastropoda; Patellidae. The record is from RefSeq and is a predicted model, not a curated record. The transcript has 16 exons. The coding region runs from base 432 to 1664 and encodes 410 amino acids.
GACUAGUCUUGAUCAGGACUGGGCGAUUUGUUUAUGUAGUUGCACGUGCGGGAAAAAACUGGGCCUCCAAACGCUCAUUGGAUAUUGGAGAGAAUAAGCACGAAACAGUCUUGAAAUCGUCCAAUUUUGAAAUUCUUAGUUUUGAACUGAGAGCAGUCAGAAGUACAACAGUCUGAAUAUGGAAGAUUGUGAAAUGAGUUAUACAUGGGGUUAUUCUUCAGACCUCUGGACCACCUUAAAUCAAAGUCUUCCAUGUCGAGAGAAAGAGGUUAAAAGUUUAAUAUCUCUGAUUGGUGAGGUGCUUGAUAACUAAAAGAGCGCUGACCAUAGAAGACUAGUUGAACAGUUUUGGACUUUAAAAGUAGUUUAUCUGAUGUACGUAAUGUUCGGCCAGGUGUAUAAAGUUCUAAAAGAUCUGAGAGAAAAGUCAGAUGUCUCCACCAUGUGUAUUUGUGUAUGGUCAUACAAGUACAGGAAAAACCUGUGUCGUUAAUACUAUAUUUAAAACAUUACAAUUACCUCAUGUUUUAGUGAAUUGUGUUGAAUGCUAUAAUGCCCGAUUCCUCUAUGAACAUAUCUUGAAUAAUCUACCUCAAUCUGUAAAGAGUUCAGAUCACUACAGAUGUGAUAAUAUGAAUGAUUUUGUUCGUCAGUUUCAACAGAUAGUAAAAGAUGGAUGCCUGAUUAAUGAAACAGUUUAUAUAGUUUUAGAUAAGGCUGAAAGAUUGAGAGAAAUGGAUGCUAAUAUUUUACCAGCAUUUCUUAGACUGCAAGAAUUGACAAAUCUUAACAUGUGUGUCAUGUUGAUUAGUGAAAUAGUAUGGGAGAAGUAUAGAACAGGAACUGGUUAUUGUGAUCCUUAUAUUCUACAUUUCCCCGAUUAUACAAAAGAUAAUAUGGUAGAGAUAAUGAGUUUAGAUUGUCCAACAGAUUUUGAAGUUGAUUUCUAUUCAAAUUACACAAAUCUUGUUCUCUCUAUAUUUCAUAUUGUGUGUCGAGAUCUGAAAGAAUUAAGACAUUUGACAAUGUUGAAUUUUGAUAAAUAUAUUGAACCAAUCCGAAAUGGAGAAGCUACAAUAAAUGAUUCUCGUAAGCUUUGGAGAAAUAUUGAACCUCACUUAAGAAAGGCUUUACAGACUGUUUAUCUCAGAGAAGUUUCUAGUGCUCAGUGGGAGAGACUACAGAAAGAACAGUCAAGUGAAAAUACAGGAGAUUCACAAACUAAAACUGUGAUGUUGAGUAGAAGCCAUGUGGAGUUACCGUUUUAUUCAAAAUACUUACUGAUCGCAGGCUACCUAGCUUCGUAUAAUCCAGUUAAAUCAGAUGCAAGGUUCUUUAAAAAGCGCUCUGCAAAAAUGACAAAAAGGGCUCACCUGGUUAAAAAAAAAGAAAGGGCCAGUAAUCAUCUAUUAGGACCGAAACCCUUCCCACUAGAUCGACUAUUAGCAAUAUUUUAUUCUAUAGUAGAAGGUCGAGUAGCUCCUACAGCUAAUAUAUUCUCUCAGAUUACGUCAUUAGUUAGUUUGCAUCUAUUGGGACAAACAGCUGGUGAUGAUCAGAUAGAAAUGCCAAAAUAUAAAUGUUUGGUUUCAUUAGAUUUUAUUCGUUCUGUCUCGAGAACAGUGAAUUUUGAAGUGAUUAAGUACCUGUAUGAUUUCAUUUAAACUUUUUGAAAGCUGAUAUAAAUCAAAGUCAAGUGAGAUAAAUGUUUGUGCUGUUCGACAGUGAAUUGUGUAUUGUGUUGCUUAAAAAGGGGGAACUUUAAGUGUGUGAAAGUCUUCUCUAAAGUUAAAAAAAAACAAAACAAAAAAAACUUUUAAGACAAGUAUGUUACAGAAGAACAAGAGGACUGGUUUAAAAGUAAGUGAAGCAUGGCAUACACUUUGAAAUGUUUUGUUAAUGUUUUGAGCACCAGUUUAUUCAUCCCAUUCCAUGUACAUAUUUGAUCUCACAUAUAUGAAUGUCGACAAUCUCUCGUCAUUUCAAAGUUCCAAAUGCCUGUAAAAAAAAAAAAAAAAAAAAUUAUGAAAAUGCCAUGUCUUGUUGAGAAAACUCAAAUUUAUAAUGAAUUCAAUUUGACAAAAUUUUUUUUAAAGAAAUAAGUCUUCAAAAAUUUAUGUUAAAUUAUUUGAAGAUACAGAGUUUAUAUUUACAUGUACAAAAUAACCUUAUUUAGGCUUAGAACAUUGAUAUGAUGGAAUAUUGCAUUACCACCAUAUUCUUGAUUCCUGAUUUGGGAUAAUCAGUGAUUAAAAGUUUAGUUACUUCUUCGAAGUUGAUCCCCGUUUAGCCUUAAUCAGCAGUCAAUAAUGUGGGGCUUAAUCUUUAAGUAGAUAUUGUAAAAUAUAUUAUUUAAUAUACUGUCCAUGUGAAGAAUUUGUUUAUAAAAUGGGAUAAUCAGUCAAAUUUGUCACAAACUUAUUUUGAAAAGAUCUCGAUAAAACAUGCUGAUAAGCAGUAUUAUGCAGGAAUUAGCAUAAAUAAAAUAAUUACCUGAUUUCAUACUUUUUUAUGGUGACUUCUGGAUAAAGAUGAAUAAUACUUUAAAAUCUUUUUCAGAUUUGAAAAUAAAUCAAAUUGUAUAAAGAAAUUCUUCGAUUCUAAAAUCAAAGAGACAUUAUCACUUUUGGCAAUUGCUUCCAAGAGCUUGUCAAUUUAUUAUAAACAUACGUAAACUUAUAGUAUUGUUGGAUUCUUAUUAGUUAUUGUCAUUUUGAAAAUGAAAUUAUAUUUCAAAGAAAUCCCUAAUGCAUUUAUUUCCUUUUCGAAAGUGAUAAUUGCAUCUCAAGCUUUUAUUAUUGCCUUGCAAAAGACAUGUUAUUAUUUUAGGAAUUUGUUUAAAACAAUAUUUCCAAGAGGCAAUGGUAAUUUAUCAUUUGGUUUGUAUUUUGUUAUCUAUACUAUAGGUAAUACUGUAGUUUGAUGAAUUUAAUGCUGUUUUGUUGAUGUAACAGAAGUAUAAACAUAUUUUAUUUCUGGGUAAAACUAGCACUGCUUUGAAAAUUUGAAUUUUUCGUUUUGGGUAAAUUUAUCUGUAAUAUGAUUCCUCAAAGAAUUUAUUUAAGAAGUAACAAUUUAUUACAUUAAUUGGUUGAAACAGUUCAUUUGUUGGCAAAAGAGCUCAUAUAUUGAGUUAAAAUUAGACAUUGAGUAAACAGUUCACAUGUUGAAUUGUACUGAUAAGUAAAACACUUCUUAGUAAAACACUUUACUUAUUGGUAAACAAAAUUUACUGAUUCGAUAAAUGAUUUUGUUCGUAAAUUAUUUUACUGGUUGGUUAAACACUAAAUAGAUAAAGAGUUCGCUUGUUGAUGAAAGACGUUACUUACUGGUAACUUGAUGGUAAAACAUGGUUUAGUUUCUACUAUGUCUUAGUUUAAUGGUGACCAUUUAGUUUACUGUUCAAUUUCUCUGAGAGGCAAUUAUUUUUUAGACAAGCAGUUUAAUUUCCAAAUGAGCAUUGUAAGUAAUGCAGAAAUUCUGUAACGAUUGCUGCUCCUUCACGUUGAAACUUUUGUCAAAUGAUUUCAUCACACUUGCCCUAUCACUCAUCAAAUCACGCACAAGGUCAAGAGAGGUAAAAAAAAAAAAAAAAAAAGCUAUCACAGUUCUAUUGGGGGUUUGAUAAAAUGAAAUCAUCAGGUCCAUGACAACUAGGUAGGCAAGUCUGUUGUUAGGAUAGGGUUAUCGUCAUUUGUUCAUCCAGUAUAAACUUCAAAUUGCAGACAGUAGCCAGUAAUGGCGUUGCAUAGGCAUCAGGGUUUUUUCCCCACUUUGUAGGUUUCUGGGGCAUAUAUUGUUUCCACUUUAGACAGUCGUAUUUGAUCAUCGGUUCAUCAAUAGAUAAAGUCGGGUUAGGGCCAAACAUUUUAGGGAAAUUACUAAGGAGUUUAUUGAUAAAUGGUCGGGCUUUACAAAAUUUUAUCAUUUCGAUCUUCAGUUACAUGAAGUGACCUAUUUACAAAAUUUAUCUUCAGUGUUCCAAAUUGGAGCAGUUCUCAGUACGGAACGCUUAUGUUUGAUACAUUUCCACGAUCAAAAAAUUAAACAUCCUGUUUUGACACGCUUAAAGUUUUGUAAUGUAGACAAGGCUUCUGAUCGCACUGAAAAAUUGUCAGCGAAAGGGUUAUAAUCAGUUACAUUCAUUCAUUAUAAUAAUCAAUUUUGGUACACAAGCCGUAACAUUGUUCUUUACUGAAGCAAACCCGUCAACGAUAUUUUCAGAUGGUGACAGAAAUCUCCAUACUUUUCAUUUUAUCCACAUUUCCUUCACAAUUCUUGGCACAAUGUCAGAAAUGGUUCAUGUCUUUACCCCAAAAUACUAAAUAUUUGUUUUCUGCCUUAAAAAGACAAACGUAAAUUUGGACAUCAUUGGAGGAAGAUUUAAUUUAGAUUUUAAUAAAAUGUAUU